UUUCAACAGGACGUACUAUGGGGCUAUGACCUAGUUUCCAUGUGGCUUCCUAAAGCGUACUCAAAGGCUCCAAGCAUAUAUAAAUAUUUAUUUUUUUAGGUCAAUGCUCAUCAUCCUAUAAUAUUAUAUAUAUAUAAGCCUCUUCCUGUGCUAUCUUGGAUAACAAAAAAAAAAAAAAAAAACUGAAAAAGCUUGCUAGCAAACAUGGCUUCUUCUUAUUCUUCUAAUUCUUUGCUUUUGGUUAUAUACGCAAUAAUAUUGUUGGCAUCUCAGUUCUUUUAUGUAUCAGAGGCUGAUCAUACCUCUGCACCUGUGGUGAAGGGACUCUCGUGGAAUUUUCACCAUUCAAGCUGUCCUAAAGUGGAAACCAUUGUGAGAAAACACCUCAGGAAGGUCUUCAAGGAGGAUGUUGGAUUAGCUGCUGGUUUGCUUCGCCUCCACUUCCAUGACUGCUUUGUUCAGGGAUGCGAUGGUUCUGUUUUGCUUGAUGGGUCCGCUAGUGGGCCUAGUGAGAAAGAGGCGCCUCCGAACUUGAGUUUGAGGGCUGGAGCGUUUAAGGUCAUCGAGGACCUCCGUGAGCUUGUGCAGAAAGAGUGCGGAAGAGUAGUCUCAUGCGCUGAUAUCACUGCCCUUGCUGCCCGUGAUGCUGUUUACUUGUCCCAGGGCCCUUAUUAUGAUGUUCCCUUGGGAAGGCGGGACAGCCUCAACUUCGCAACAAGAAAUGCCACACUAGCCAAUAUCCCCCCACCAAGCAGCAACACCAGUGCCCUCCUCACCUUUCUUGCUACCAAGAAAUUGGACGCUACAGAUGUCGUAGCCCUCUCCGGUGGCCACACCAUCGGACGCAGCCACUGCACCUCUUUCACUGAUAGACUCUACCCGAACCAAGACCCAACCAUGGACGACUCCUUAGCUGAGGACCUCAAAGGCAUUUGUCCCACUGCGAAUACCACCGCCACCACUGUGAUGGACAUCCGAACUCCAAACAAAUUCGACAACAAGUACUACAUUGGACUCGUGAACCGGCAAGGCCUCUUCACGUCCGACCAAGACUUGUACAUGGACAGUAGGACUCGCGACAUUGUCACCAGCUUCGCUGAUGAUCAGACUCUUUUCUUCGACCAGUUUGCGCUUUCCAUGAUAAAGAUGGGGCAGCUGAGUGUGUUGACUGGCAGAAAAGGAGAAGUUCGUGCAAAUUGCUCCGUCAGGAAUUCCGAUAAUCAUUCAUAUCUCACGUAUAUGGUGGAAGAUGAUGAGGAAUCUAAGUCAGAGCUUCGGUAAGGAAUUCGGAGAAGAUGACGACGAAUAUAGGUCGAUUGGAGCUUUAAGGGUAGUUGCAGUGUUUGAAUUGUGGACAUGUUUAUGUUUGUUUUUCAUUGCUUGUUAGGUGUGGAACUUUGUUAUAAGGUGCUGAUUAAGUUGUAAAAAUAAAUGUGGUUGACUUAUUAAAGCA
This is a messenger RNA of Cornus florida, 1453 nucleotides long. Its product is annotated as peroxidase 12-like. The coding region runs from base 205 to 1281 and encodes 358 amino acids. Gene Ontology annotation, cellular component: plant-type cell wall; plasmodesma. Lineage: Eukaryota; Viridiplantae; Streptophyta; Magnoliopsida; Cornales; Cornaceae. Gene Ontology annotation, biological process: hydrogen peroxide catabolic process; response to oxidative stress. The record is from RefSeq and is a predicted model, not a curated record. Gene Ontology annotation, molecular function: heme binding; peroxidase activity. The transcript is spliced from 3 exons.